Molecule: messenger RNA, 953 nt
Organism: Salvia miltiorrhiza (redroot sage)
Lineage: Eukaryota; Viridiplantae; Streptophyta; Magnoliopsida; Lamiales; Lamiaceae
Product: tRNA-uridine aminocarboxypropyltransferase A
Exons: 2
Coding region: 75-881 (268 amino acids)
Source: RefSeq, a predicted model, not a curated record
CAGAAAUCGGCCCAAUAAUUUGGGCCGUGGUUUCAUUAACACAUCGCUCGAUCGUAUCUCGAUACUCUAGCCCAAUGGACCUGCCUGAAGAAACCUCCUCCUCAGCCGCCGCCGUCGGCGGUGAUGUUCGCCGGCGAAGGACGUGCACGACUGGAUGCGGCCGCCCUAUAAACGUGUGCCUCUGCCACGCCCUCCCUUCAGCUCCUGUCCCCACGGCUACGCAGGUCGUCAUCCUCCACCACCCCCACGAGCGCCGCCACAAACUCGCCACCGUCCCCGUCCUCGCCAAAUGCCUCCGGAACUGCGAGAUUAUCGUCGGACGCAAGAUGAAGUACGGGCAAUCGGGGCUUCUGGAUUCUCUCCACGAUCAGGCCAGCGAAAACCCUAAUUUGCCUCUCCGUCGAGCUGUUUAUCUCUUCCCUGGUCCAGAAGCAUUGCCAUUUGGUGAAGUCAGUCAGAUGUAUUCCUCUCUUGAUGAUGCAGGCAAGGAGGGUCUCGUUCUGAUCGUUUUUGAUGGAACUUGGAAGCACGCCAAGGAAAUGAUGGUUGCAAGUCUAUCGUUUUUAUCCAAGUUUGCUGUUCAAGUUUGUUUAAAUUUUGAUGCUGCAGCAGAUGGUGGCACUAUUUUUGAUUCGGAGUUGAUUCUAAGGAAAGAGCCGUUUGCUGGGUGUAUGAGUACAAUGGAGGCGGUUGCCAGAUGUUUACGAGUACUUGAGCCUGAUGGCGCUGAUAUUGAGUCGAGGAUCAUUGAAGUUUUGAGAGCUAUGGUUAGUUUGCAAGCUUGUUACUUGAAGCCCUUGAGGCCUAGAACUAAGUUAGUGAAAAAUAAUGCAGGGCAAAACAAGAUGAAUAAUGAUGAUAAAGAAUCUCCCUGCCAAUGAUAUCAUCAAAUUAAUUUUGUCCAAAUUGUUAUAUUUAUGUGGAAAUGAUGAACCGCGUUUCAUGUUCCAUUA